Messenger RNA from Lethenteron reissneri (Far Eastern brook lamprey), 3007 nucleotides. Its product is annotated as transcriptional regulator Myc-2-like. Lineage: Eukaryota; Metazoa; Chordata; Hyperoartia; Petromyzontiformes; Petromyzontidae. The record is from RefSeq and is a predicted model, not a curated record. Gene Ontology annotation, molecular function: DNA-binding transcription factor activity; protein dimerization activity. Gene Ontology annotation, biological process: regulation of DNA-templated transcription.
AACUUGCCGUCACGAGGUCGCUCGGACCCAAGGAGGCGUGGCGCCAUGUGUUUUUUUUGGCGGGUACUUAUAGAGAGUGGCGUGGGAGGCUGCGCGUCUCGCUCCACCAGGCUGUAGCGCAUCGCUCACGCCGGUACCUGGAGCUCCGAGUCUCCACCCAGCUACACCGGGGUUCAACAGGGCUCCACCAGGGUCCUUUCGCGGUCCUCUCGGGGUCCACCAGAGCUGCACCGCGGCGCUUUGUCGAGGCCAUAACCCGGAUUUCGCAUCCGGCUCCACCGGGGUCCUCCAGAGCUCCACCAGGGUCCUCCAGAGCUCCACCGGGGUCCACCAGAGCUCUACCGGGGUCCACCAGAGCUCCACCGCUGCGGCUGUUCGGACACUGCACCCGUCCCACGUCCACUCCUCCAGACCUCCUCCUGCUCUGAGCGCCACCAGCCGGACAAUCAAUCAGCUGCUCACCCUCACCAGGUGUUGGGGAUGUUCGGCACGAUGGCCUCUGAGAACUGCAGCACACGCGACUACGCCAUGCUGGAUUCGCACCAGCUCUUCUUCUACUCGGAGGAGCUCGAGGAUGGAAGCUUCUACCAGUCCACUGCUCCUAGCGAGGACAUCUGGAAGAAGUUCGAGCUGCUGCCGACUCCUCCGCUGUCGCCGGGACGCCUCGAACUCGAUUGCCUUCUCUCGCGCGACGGCUGGGACCCGGGGCCCGAAAUCUUCUUGCCGAGCGCCAAGACCCUCGACCUGCUCGUGUCGGGCCUCCUGACCGAUCGGGCCGUGAGCGAGAGCUUCUUCUGCGACGCCCUGGAGGAGGAGGAGACCGUCAUCAAGCAGGACUGCAUGUGGAGCGGCUUCAACGCUCACGAGAAGCUCGAGAAGAUGAUGGGCCAGCGCAUGGGCCAGCGCGUGGCUCUUCUGCGCGGGGGCUACGUGGCGCCACCGUCUCCCGGCGAUAGCCCAGGGGGGCCGUCGAGGAGGUUGAGCGAGAGCAGCAGCAGUAGCAGCAGUAGCAGCAGUAGCAGCAGCAGCAGCGGCAGCGGUUCAGAUAGCGACUCCGAGCUGGACUACGGCUCCACGGAGGGCAGAGGCACGCACGGCCUGGACCUGCAGCCCAGAUUCUCCCCGCGGACCGCGGGACUCGAGACGCCCAGCGAUUCCGAAGAAGAGGAGAUCGACGUGGUGACGGUGGAGAAGAGACCGGCGGUGACGCCGGGCGACGCAGGUGCCAUCUCCGCGAGCAGCAACACCAACACGGCAGGCAUGCGCCUGCAGUCCGAACCGUGCGACCACGCGCUCAAGCGCUGCCAUUUCCCCAUCCACCAGCAACACAACUAUGCCGCGCCCUCCCCUCCCAGCCCGCCGCCCACCAAGCGCUGGAGGACCGAGGCCGCCGCGACGGCGGUGGCCGUGCGCGGCGCGGCGCGCGGAGAGCCGGCGCGGCUCCCCGCACUCGCGCGGUACGGCGGCGCUGGCGGCAGCGGCAAUGGCGGGGCGGGGGGGCGGCUGACUAGCAGCGGAAACAGCACGAGCAGCUCCGAUUCGGAGGAGAGCGAGCGGCGGCGCACGCACAACAUCCUGGAGAGGCAGAGGCGCGACGGGCUGCGCUCGAGCUUCCUCGGGCUGCGUGACGUCAUCCCGGAGCUGUCUAGGAACGACAAGGCGGCCAAGGUGAUGAUUUUGCGCAAGGCCGGCGAGUACGCCAAACGGCUCGUGGCCGAGGAGCACCGGCUGCUGUUGGAGAAGCGACAGGCGGAGGCGAGGCAGCACCAGCUGCUUAGAAAGAUCGAAUCGCUCAAGCGCUAAAUCCCGUCCGUCCGUUCGCCACCGCUACCGAAACAUUAUUUGCUCUCUGGGGAAGCAUGGGAAGCGCUCGCGCCGCCAUCCCCCAGUGUGGAAUUGCACGUUGUGGGCCACAGAGAACCGUGCCAUUCCACCAUCUUCAUCGUGGAUCCCCGCACCAUCCCCGUACAGUUCCUGGCUCUUAACAUAAAUGCAAUGCCCCCCCCCCCCCCCCACUUGUACAUUUUCCUGCUGCGCUGCAGCAGACUGGACAGUUUGUUUUCCUGUGUACGCGGUCGCUUCAGGUGUCCGUCGGGACUGUAGUUGGUCACAGCUGGUAGCUCAGAGCCAGCCCUGAAAGUCCGGGUGUGACGUCGGGGUAAGUCCGGUGCCAGUGCGGGUCUUGCCGCUUGCACAGGGGGUAUGCGGCACCCCCCUCCCCUCCACCUCUCCACCCACCCACCCUCUCCACCCCUCCACCCACCCCCUCCACCCCUCCACCCACCCCUCCACCCACCCCCUCCACCCCUCCACCCACCUACCCAUGCCGUGGACCACUAUGCGGGUCGUCGUCAAGGCCGCGCUGGCUCGGGAGAGAGAGAGAGAGAGCGCCAAUCGGCAGAGGAAGAGACUUAACUCCUGCACAACUGCUGACACUUUAUUUCUCAAAUUUGCAUAACAGAAUUAACUGAUGAUGGCCGUGUUCAGUGCUGAGCAAAUCUAUAAUAAUGGUGAUGACGACGAUGACUCUCUACCAGAAUAUAGCCAUUGUGUGUAAAACUUGGGGCUUGACAUUUCAAAGUAAACAAUUGUUGCCUUUUUUUGGAUGGAUUGAAUAUUGCAUCAUUUUAAAUAUUUAAUUAUUUUAAAUAUUUAAAGCUAUUUGUGUUUUAUUGUCGUUCUAGUCGAAUGUGUCACUGCCUGGUUCUAACAAUGAGUACUUUUUUAAAGAUUAAUGAAAUACCAUUUCGCGUUAAAAAGAAUUCCUGUUUCACAAUUCAGGGUUUUAAGAUUAUUUUUCAUAUUUUAUACGAAAAAUGCUUAAAAAUGCAACUGCAUCUGGAUGUGGUUUGUUUUGUGUGUUUUUUAGAUCGUUGCGUUUGUGUCUGGUUGGAAGUAAAUUUUUUCUAAUUAAUUUGCUCUCGCUGUUCUUGACAGUCGAUUCUUUUUUCAUGAGCACUUUAUUUUAUUUCCCAUAGAACAAAAUAAAAGUGGCUUGAGUUCGGAA